Messenger RNA from Micropterus dolomieu (smallmouth bass), 2254 nucleotides. Its product is annotated as keratin, type II cytoskeletal 8-like. Gene Ontology annotation, cellular component: keratin filament. Gene Ontology annotation, biological process: keratinization; intermediate filament organization. Gene Ontology annotation, molecular function: structural constituent of skin epidermis. The record is from RefSeq and is a predicted model, not a curated record. The transcript has 8 exons. NCBI's taxonomy places the organism in Eukaryota, Metazoa, Chordata, Actinopteri, Centrarchiformes, Centrarchidae. The coding region runs from base 108 to 1667 and encodes 519 amino acids.
AUCUACUCUGGUCUAUCCCUGCCUGCCUGCCUUUCCAGCCGAGACAUUCGGUCUGACUUUCCCAGACAAAUUUUAUCCAAAAGAAAAAAAACACUUCAGAUUUGAGAAUGUCUAGUUAUAGGAGCAACACAUACAGUGUGAAGAGUUCUACUGCCCCACGAAGCUUCAGCAGCAGUUCCUAUGCUGGACCUAGCACUAUCUCCUCCCGCAGGAGCUACAGUGUCAAGAGUUCCUAUGGAGGAGGCAACCGGGGCUUUGGAGGAGCUGGCAUCUCUAGCAGCUCUUCCUAUGCCCUUGGCUCAAGCAUGGGGGGCACAGGCAUGGGCAUGGGCAUGGGUAUGGGCUUCAGUGGAGGCAUGGGUGGUCAGGCCCCUAUCACUGCUGUGACUGUGAACAAAAGCCUGCUGGCUCCCUUGAACCUCGAGAUUGACCCCACCAUCCAAGUUGUCCGCACACAGGAGAAGGAGCAGAUCAAGACCCUCAACAACCGCUUUGCUUCUUUCAUUGACAAGGUUCGCUUCCUGGAGCAGCAAAACAAAAUGCUGGAGACCAAAUGGAACCUGCUGCAGGGACAGACCACCACUCGCUCCAACAUCGAUGCCAUGUUCGAGGCCUACAUCACAAAUCUGCGCAGACAGCUAGACAGCCUGGGCAACGACAAGAUGAAGCUGGAGGCUGACCUGCACAACAUGCAGGGCCUGGUGGAGGACUUUAAGAACAAGUAUGAAGAUGAGAUCAACAAACGCACAGAGUGUGAGAAUGACUUUGUCCUCAUUAAGAAGGAUGUCGAUGAGGCCUACAUGAAUAAGGUGGAGCUGGAGGCCAAGCUGGAGAGUUUGACAGAUGAGAUCAACUUCCUGAGGUCGAUCUAUGAGGAGGAACUGCGUGAGCUCCAGGGACAGAUCAAGGACACUUCAGUCAUUGUGGAGAUGGACAACAGCCGCAACCUAGACAUGGACUCCAUUGUGGCUGAAGUCAAGGCUCAGUAUGAGGACAUUGCCAACCGUAGCCGUGCUGAGGCAGAGACAUGGUACAAGUCAAAGUAUGAGGAGAUGCAGACAUCCGCCAGCAGAUACGGAGAUGACCUGAGGUCAACCAAGACAGAGAUUGCAGAUCUCAAUCGCAUGAUCCAGAGACUGACAUCAGAGAUUGAUGCCGUCAAGGGACAGCGUGCCAACCUGGAGGCCCAGAUCGCUGAGGCUGAGGAGCGUGGUGAGAUGGCAGUGAAAGAUGCCAAGGCCCGCAUUAGAGACCUGGAAGAUGCCCUACAGAGAGCCAAACAAGACAUGGCCCGCCAGAUCAGAGAAUACCAGGACCUGAUGAAUGUCAAGCUGGCUCUGGACAUUGAGAUCGCCACCUACAGGAAACUUCUGGAGGGAGAGGAGGACAGGCUGGCGAAUGGCAUCAAGGCUAUCAACAUCUCCCAACAGAGCACAAGCUACAGCGGUUACCCCAUGGAUACCAUGAAGAGCAGCUACUCAGCUGGUUAUUCCAGUGGUUUUAGUGGCGGAUAUGGCAGCGGAUACGGCAGCAAAUUGGGUGGCUUCAGCAGCGGCAGCGGCGGAGGCUACAGCACCACCCAAACCAAGAAGAACGUUGUUAUCAAGAUGAUUGAGACCAAGGAUGGUAGAGUGGUGUCUGAGUCCUCUGAGGUCAUUGAGGAUUGAGCUCUAUAGUUUAAAGGUGUAGCUACCUGUCUGCUAUGAUCUCCUCUGGUAGUUUUAUAUGAACAGUUCACCCCCAACUAUUAAAAUAAACAGGUCGGAAGUAAAGUGCUUACCAGCCAUUUUCCAAUAGAGUAUAACAUUUUUUUCAUUAAGCAAUAAAUUAUCCUAACACUACCAAAGAUCUGAAAGGGACCAAAAAAUGUAUUUUUUUACAUCAGAUAUCUGACUAUGUGUCCUAAAGUAGUAGUUAAGUGAGAUAAAAACUGGGCAAAUUGCACAUAUGAAAAAAAAAGAUAUUUAUAACACUCCCUUGAAAGCUAUGCAACAGCUUUCCCAUACACAAAAGACUGUCCUUCAAAAUGGUGUUGUAUCAAAUGGACAGUGGUGUUUUCAGAGGAAUGUGAUUGUACCGAAACAGUGCUUCAGCGUAACUUCUUAAAAUUGCCUGCUACAGUAGGUAGUGCAUGUCUUCCCUGUGUGUGUACUGUAACUGAAACGGUUUGAUCCUUUAACAGGCUGCCCACAUCAUCCUGUUUUCCCGAGGUGCGUUUUUGCUACCAAAUAAAAAUGUGUUUACUGAAAAAAAA